UGUCUUUUUUUCCAAAACAAAUGUCAUAGUCACAAUGCGAGAAAAUAAGUGCUAAAGAUCGGUUCGUUUUCUCAUAAAAUGGAAAAUCCUCUAACCAAAAGUGAGGAGAAGAAGUUCGGGUACCCCAAAGUACGAGAUUCGGACGUUAAAAAUGAAAAACCAAAAGUUGAAGUUAGGCGCUUGCAGUACGACCCUAACCCUAAGGUCGGGGACUGGAAAAAGACGUGCUCGCCCAGCUGUUGCCCCUCGUUAUCGGGCGAAGAACGCCUGAUAAUGGCCCCACCACCGUACUCCGAUCUCGGCAAGAAGGCCAAAGAUGUGUUCGGGAAGGGCUACCACUUCGGGCUCAUCAAGCUGGAUUGCAAGACGAAGACUGGCUCAGGGGUGGAGUUCAACACUGGGGGUGUGUCUAACCAGGAGUCGGGGAAGGUUUUCGGGUCGUUGGAGACCAAAUAUAAGGUUAAAGAGUACGGUUUGACGUUCUCCGAAAAGUGGAACACGGAUAAUACUCUGGCUACGGAAGUUGCGAUCCAGGAUCAGCUCCUCAAAGGCUUGAAGUUGUCCUCAGAUCUGACCUUUUCGCCACAGACUGGGAGCAAGUCAGCUCGCGUCAAAACCGCGUUUACCAACGAUAGGGUGGCCCUCAACUGCGACGUUGAUUUGGACUCCAGUGGGCCCUUGAUCCAGGCGGCUGCCGUCGUGGGGCACCAAGGCUGGCUGGCGGGUUACCAAACGGCUUUCGACACCCAAAAGUCCAAACUCACCAAAAACAACUUCGCCCUAGGUUUCUCCACUGGAGACUUCAUUCUCCACACUAAUGUUGAUCACAGCGAUGACGGCCAGGAGUUCGGAGGGUCCAUUUAUCAGAAGUUGUCCCCAAAGUUGGAGACCGGCAUCCAGUUGGCGUGGUCUGCUGGCAGCAACAACACCAAGUUCGGAAUAGGGGCUAAAUACGACUUGGAUCAAGACGCCGCGAUUCGCGCCAAGGUCAACAAUUCCAGUCAGAUCGGUUUGGGGUAUCAGCAGCGUUUGCGUGAAGGUGUGACUCUAACUUUGUCGGCCCUCAUUGACGGCAAGAACUUCAAUAACGGCGGCCACAAGAUCGGUCUGGCCGUUGAGUUAGAGGCUUAAUCAGAGAUUCGUCAGUUCCAAAUUGUAUUAGAACCAAGACACGUUUCAGCCUGCUGUAUUGUAGAUAUUUUAAUUGUUCUAUGGGACUUUUUAGUAUUAAAACAUAUACAUGAAUA
Messenger RNA from Tribolium castaneum (red flour beetle), 1247 nucleotides. RefSeq names its product voltage-dependent anion-selective channel. Gene Ontology annotation, cellular component: mitochondrial outer membrane. The transcript is spliced from 4 exons. Gene Ontology annotation, molecular function: voltage-gated monoatomic anion channel activity. Lineage: Eukaryota; Metazoa; Arthropoda; Insecta; Coleoptera; Tenebrionidae. Gene Ontology annotation, biological process: monoatomic anion transmembrane transport. The record is from RefSeq and is a predicted model, not a curated record. The coding region runs from base 79 to 1131 and encodes 350 amino acids.